Molecule: messenger RNA, 2135 nt
Organism: Folsomia candida
Lineage: Eukaryota; Metazoa; Arthropoda; Collembola; Entomobryomorpha; Isotomidae
Product: pre-mRNA-processing factor 17
Exons: 10
Coding region: 146-1903 (585 amino acids)
Biological process (GO): mRNA splicing, via spliceosome
Cellular component (GO): catalytic step 2 spliceosome
Molecular function (GO): protein binding; mRNA binding
Source: RefSeq, a predicted model, not a curated record
CGCAAUGUUGAAUUUCGGUAUAACGAAAGUACCACGCAAAAGUUCAAAGUAAAACGAGCGUUUAAAGUUUGUUAGUUUGUUGAAUUGAACGUUAAUUAAUUAAUUAAAAACUACUGUGAAUUGUGAAAUAUAAUACAAAGUGAAGAUGUUGGCCGCAUUAAAAGCGUACGGGAAGAAUUCAGAUAGUUCGGCCUCAGAUUCUUCUGACGGUGAGUCUGAAGCUGCUGUUGCAUCGGAAAAGAAAGUUGAAGAAGAACUUCCAGACUAUUUAAAACCAAUUGAUCCUGAGCGUUCACUUGCGAGCCGGAUGCAGAUUGUGGCGGCACCGGAUGUCAUUGUUAAUAGCAGCCUGGAUCGCAGACGACAUCUUGAUCCUUUGGCCAAAGAACUUACGUAUAAUCCAAAAUACGAAGAACUGUUUGCGCCAGUAAAGGGACCAGAACAUCCCUUCAAGACAAACCAACAAAAGGCACACAAGAACACACUAUCCGGCUAUGUGGAGAAAGCUCAUAUGAAUGAGUUUAAUUUUGAAAACCAGAGAAGAACUUUCCACAGUUAUGGUUACGCUGUCGAUCCGUCAGUCGAUUUGACCAUGGGCGCAACUCCAAAAGUAGUUGGCGUCGCUCCGGAAAAUGCUUCUGCAGGAGAAUUGAAGACUGUUUUUGAAACUAUCAAAGCACGACCAAAGGAUAAGAGAAAGAGAUUAAGAAAUGACAACCCAGAAGAUGUUGAGGGAUUUUUAGGACCCUGGGGUGCUUUUGAAAAUCAGGAACAUGUUUCGAAACCAACAGAGGAUGAAUCAGCCGAAUUGGAAGCAAUUUUGGCUAAGAGGAAGAAGCGACAGAAGAAUGUGGACGACAAACCGAUGGAGGAAAAGAACAUACUUCACAUCAAGGAUCCUGUGGAUUAUCAAGGAAGGUCAUUUAUGUCUGCUCCUACGGAUGUUGGAGUGAACCUAAAAUCCAAGGAACCUCCAAACAAGUGUUUCAUUCCCAAAAACCUUGUUCAUACUUUUACUGGACAUACGAAGGGGGUUGCAGCAAUCCGAUGGUUACCUCAAACUGCUCAUCUUUUCUUAUCGGCUGGACUCGACGGUCGUGUAAAGUUGUGGGAAGUCUAUGGACAAAGACGUUGUGUUCAAACUUAUAUUGGACAUAAGCAAGCUGUCAGAGAUAUCACAUUUAAUAACGACGGGUCCAGAUUUCUAUCAGCAGCGUAUGACCGGUACAUCAAAUUGUGGGAUACGGAAAAAGGACAGUGCAUUUCUAGAUUCACCAAUAAAAAGAUUGCAUAUUGCGUCAAGUUUAACCCUGAAGAGGAGAAACAACAUCUUUUUGUUGCUGGUACUUCCGAUAAGAAAAUUAUUUGCUGGGACACAAGAAGUGGGGAAGCCGUACAAGAAUACGAUAGACAUUUAGGAGCUGUAAACACAAUUACUUUUGUCGACGACAAUCGUCGAUUUGUGUCGACUUCAGAUGAUAAGUCUCUCCGAGUGUGGGAAUGGGACAUUCCAGUUGACAUGAAGUAUAUCGCCGACCCAACAAUGCACAGUAUGCCUGCCGUAACCCUUAGUCCAAACCAGAAAUGGCUGGCGUGUCAAAGUUUGGACAACAAGGUCGUGAUAUUCACUGCACUAAAUCGUUUCAAACUUCAUCGCAAGAAAACCUUCAAGGGACACAUGGUGGCUGGAUAUGCGUGCCAAUUAGACUUUUCUCCUGAUAUGAGCUACCUGAUUUCUGGAGAUGGGGACGGAAAAGUAUUUGUCUGGGAUUGGAAAACAACUCGCGUCUUUGGAAAGUGGCAAGCUCAUGACAAAGCGUGUAUCGGCGUUUUAUGGCAUCCGCAUGAAACUUCCAAAAUCUUGUCCUGUGGAUGGGACGGUAACAUCAAACUUUGGGACUAGAAAAAAUAUCCCUACUUCAUAUUCGCCUUUGUUUUACAUUUUAACACUUUCACAACUCUCACAAGUUAUUUGUGUUUAAUUUCGAUAUCUAUUUAAAACAACUCUGCUCGUAUUCGUAAUCGAUGACUUAUGAAAUAGUGUCAGAUAUUAUAAAUUGUUAGUUCUGGUUUAUUUAUGUAUAAUUAUAAUUUUUGUAAUUGAUAAGUGUAUUAAAAAUCCAUGCAAAAUGUUA